CCUGUAUCAUCUUAUAAGACACAUGAAACAUGUACUUACAUAAGUUUAUCCUGUUCGUGGCUUUCUCUCUUUUCAGUCUGGUUCUCACAGAUGAAGAUUUUUACCAAGGGAGAGCAUGCUGUACAUUCAAAGGGCCACACUUUGAAGAAAUUGAGUACAUAAUAACUAGUUUUUUUAAUAAAAACUUGAUGAUGGAGUACAACAGCACAAGAGGCAACUGGACGGGAUUCACAGCGUAUUCAAUUGAAGCUGUAAAAUGGUUGAACAGUGAUCCCCUUCAAGCACUAUAUAGAAAGAAUGAAAGUAAACUGUUGUGUACGGACGCGUUAGAUGCCAUCCAAUACGUAGAUUAUCUGACAACUAUACCCAUCGUCAAACUAAAAUCAGUGAAAAGGCCUAAUGGCGAGCACGCAUCUACGCUUGUGUGCAGUGCCUACAACUUUUAUCCAAAACAAAUCAGAAUGAUGUGGAUGAGGAACGGCCAGGAGGUGACCACAGACGUCAGUUACUCUGACGUGAUGCCUGAUGGUGACUGGUACUACCAGACUCAUUCUUACCUGGAGUACAUCCCAACUUCAGCAGAAAAAAUUGCCUGCAUGGUCGAACACCUUGGUCUCUCUGAGCCGAUGUUUGUGGUCUGGGACCCCUCCCUCCCAGUGGCACAACGAACUCAGAUAGCUGUUGGACUGUGUGGACUCGUGAUUGGAUUUGUUAUUGCAAUAUCUGGAUUCAUCUACUACAAUAAGAAGUCUGCUGCAUACAUCACUGUGUGUCAAAGACAAGUGUUCAUUCCUGUGGAAUCCCUUCCUGAAGCUGGAGCAACUUAACAGCCUGAGCAAACACUAUUAAUACGGGCACGCGCCAUCCAAGGUGCCCCAAAUAUCACAGCUCUCUGAAUAAUGAUGGCUGCUGUGGGUGUUUUGGGGCUUUGCAUCUUUUACCUACGGGACAGAGGAUACAUUUGUAAUGUAGUUCUUAUACAUUAUAAUAUAGUUUUAUAGAAAAAUGAAUACAUUUACAGCUGCAUUGUGACUGGACUUUUAUUUGACAGCUUUUGUGGUAAUAUAGUCAUGAUAGUAAAGCAGAGUUCUCAUCUUAAUAAAAAUUUUUCUGACUUUUUGGUAUCAUAGUAGAAGUCACAAGUUCCACUUGUGACAUUUGAAAAUAAAGCAAAUGGGAACAACUGUGCCGUCCUGCUGCAUUAAGCACAUGCUUGAUGCUGAUGCUGCCCCUUUCUUUCUCAGUCACUACGACUCUCAGUAAAUUCAACAUAAAGUGAAAUUCUUUUAGAAUUGAACAUCUUCUCCGUUUAUUUGUUUUAUGCUUUUUAUUUCUUUUAUUGUGAAUAAAAUGUGACUCUGAGGUUUGCAAAUUAUUGCAUUUUACUUUUAUUUACAUUUUACAUAGCAUCCCAGCCCAGGUUUGUAUUUCCAAACAUGAGCCAAUUUGUUAAGUACACCUUGAGUACCAGCUUGGACUAUCUUUUCCCUUCCAAAACUUCCAGUGCUAACUUCUUGUAGGUAAUGGUCCUCAGAGAUUUUUGUCCGUAUUGCCAUGAUAGCAAAUAAAUUUGAAG
Molecule: messenger RNA, 1576 nt
Organism: Oreochromis aureus
Lineage: Eukaryota; Metazoa; Chordata; Actinopteri; Cichliformes; Cichlidae
Product: class II histocompatibility antigen, B-L beta chain-like
Exons: 5
Coding region: 30-827 (265 amino acids)
Biological process (GO): immunoglobulin production involved in immunoglobulin-mediated immune response; positive regulation of T cell activation; antigen processing and presentation of exogenous peptide antigen via MHC class II
Cellular component (GO): membrane; MHC class II protein complex
Molecular function (GO): MHC class II protein complex binding
Source: RefSeq, a predicted model, not a curated record